CCUCAUUUUCAGCACAAUUGAGCAUAAGACAACUUCCCCCCACGCCCUCCUCUCAGUUUUCUCACACAGAACUGUCUUUUCUCUUUAGUUAUAUAUAUUUUUGUUGUCCUCGUGAAAACAAAGAAAAUUAUAUGUAAAGAAAACUAGCUAGAGAGAUAGUUUUACAGGAUUGAAGUGAAGUAAUUAAUACAUGGAGAUGGAGGCAGGGAGAGGAGAAAGAGGAGAUAAUAACGAUAUUUGUGAAGAGAUUACUACCAGUGUUGAUUGGAGAGGAAGACCUUCAAACCCCGUCAAACAUGGUGGAAUGAAAGCUGCUGCCUUUGUUCUUGGACUGCAAGGAUUUGAGAUAAUGGGAAUAGCAGCAGUUGGGAACAACCUCAUAACAUAUGUGAUAAAUGAGAUGCACUUUUCAUUGUCAGAAUCAGCAAAUAUAGUGACAAACUUUAUAGGGACAAUCUUUAUCCUUGCAUUGCUUGGAGGCUAUCUCUCCGACUCUUAUCUUGGUUCCUUCUGGACCAUCCUCAUCUUUGGCUUUAUCGAACUUUCGGGUUUCAUAUUACUCUCAGUACAAGCGCAUAUGCCACAGCUAAAGCCACCAAAGUGCAACAUGCUAACUGAUGGAGACCAAUGUGUGGAAGCAAAGGGUUUCAAAGCAUUAAUAUUUUUUGUGGCAUUGUAUUUGGUGGCACUAGGGAGUGGAUGUGUGAAGCCAAAUAUGAUAUCCCAUGGUGCUGACCAAUUUAAUCAAGAUAAUCCAAAGCAGUCAAAGCAACUUUCAAGAUACUUCAAUGCUGCUUAUUUUGCAUUUUCGAUGGGGGAACUUAUUGCACUUACAGUACUUGUUUAUGUGCAAACAAAUACUGGAAUGGAUGUUGGAUUUGGUGUCUCAGCUGCUGCUAUGGCUUUGGGAUUAAUCAGCUUAGUUUGUGGCACUCUUUUUUACAGAAAUAAACCUCCUCAAGGAAGCAUUCUCACUCCCAUUGCACAAGUUUUGGUGGCAGCUUUCUUAAAUAGAAAGCGUGUUUCUCCAUCAGAUGCACAUAUGCUUCAUGGAACCCACACCACCAAGGCUCCUAAUGCCAAUCCCACUAUUCUUCUUCUUCACACCAAUCGAUUCAGGUUCUUGGACAAGGCUUGCAUAAAAAUGCAAGAUGGAAAUACCACAAAAGAGAUAAGUCGAUGGAGACUCUGCACAGUAACACAAGUAGAGCAAGUCAAGAUCCUAAUUUCAGUCAUUCCCAUAUUUGCUUGCACUAUAAUUUUCAAUACCAUCUUAGCACAACUUCAAACAUUUUCAGUCCAACAAGGAAGUGCCAUGAACACUAAGCUAACCAAAAAUUUCAAUAUCCCUCCAGCUUCCCUUCAAUCAAUCCCUUACAUAAUGUUAAUCUUCAUAGUCCCUCUCUAUGACACAUUCCUUGUCCCUUUCGCCAGAAAAUUCACCGGCCAUGAUUCAGGCAUCACCCCUCUGCAACGUAUAGGAGUUGGCCUAUUCGUUGCAACUUUCUCCAUGGUAUCAGCAGCCUUAAUGGAAAACAGACGUCGAAUUGCUGCAGUGGAAUCGAACGAAACCCUAUCGAUAUUUUGGAUCACCCCACAAUUCUUGAUAUUUGGAAUAUCAGAAAUGUUCACUGCAGUAGGACUUAUUGAGUUCUUCUACAAACAAUCCUUAAAAGGGUCGAUGCAAUCAUUUUUAACAGCCAUUACUUAUUGUUCAUACUCAUUUGGGUUUUAUUUAAGCUCACUUCUUGUUUCCUUAGUGAACAAAAUCACUUCAAAUUCAUCUCGUGGUGGCUGGCUUAGUGACAACAAUCUCAACAAAGACAGACUUGAUCUUUUCUAUUGGUUGCUGGCAGUGCUGAGCUUUCUCAAUUUCCUCAACUAUUUAUUUUGGGCUAAAUGGUAUUCGAAAAUGGGAUCUUCAUCAGCUACAAUAAAUCAAGAAUUCAAUUCCAAAGUUGUUGGAGAUGGUGGUAUAGUUUAGUGGAAUCACUAUGUACUUCUAGCUGGGGGAGUAAUUAAUUGUCUCUAAAUUCUAGCUCUAAGGUGCCUAUGGCAAUUAUGGGGAUACAUAUAAUAAACUCUACUUGGGUGAUGUUGGAAUAUAUCUGUAAAAUGUCUAUAAAAGUUCCACGAAUCAUGGAGGUUUAUGUUAUUGUUUGGUUAUAUUAAACCUUUCUAAGUUAUAUGUAUUCACAAUGUAAGGAUCUAUUAUAUUAUCAAUGUAGUUAAACCUAUCAUAGAUA
Lycium barbarum (goji berry) is the source of this 2246-nucleotide messenger RNA. RefSeq names its product protein NRT1/ PTR FAMILY 4.3. The record is from RefSeq and is a predicted model, not a curated record. Gene Ontology annotation, molecular function: transmembrane transporter activity. Gene Ontology annotation, biological process: oligopeptide transport; transmembrane transport. Bases 191 to 1984 code for a protein of 597 amino acids. Lineage: Eukaryota; Viridiplantae; Streptophyta; Magnoliopsida; Solanales; Solanaceae. Gene Ontology annotation, cellular component: membrane. The transcript has 6 exons.